AUGACCGACAAUUCCGCCCUUGCCGGGGUCUCUGCUCCGUUUGACCCGUUCGCCGAUGCCGACGGCGAUGAUGCUGUCGUAACGAAAGGCAUCGUCCACAUCCGUCUGCAGCAACGCAACGGACGCAAGUCGCUCACCACCAUCCAGGGUCUGGAUGACAAGCUCGAUCUCGCAAAGCUCACAAAGGCCUUCAAGAAGGAGUUCUGUUGCAACGGCUGCGUCGUCGAUAACAAGGAACUUGGCAAGGUCAUCCAGCUCCAGGGAGACCAGCGCGAAAAGGUUAAGUCCUUUCUCACUGAAGAGGAUAUCGCCGCUAGUAGAAUGAUCAAGGUUCAUGGUAUUUAGAAUACAUUUUGUUUCUACCUGCCGACACUUGUCACCCGUCUCCGUUACGAAUACCUGCACCGAUAUUUGCUUGGGCGUACAUACUUGACGCCCCCACUUGCUUCCUAGUCGCAGUCGUCGCGCAAGCGCUCAGCAAAUCUUGGUACACAGAUGUCAAGCCUAAUACAAGGGGUAAUAAAUCUAUACAGUAUU
Molecule: messenger RNA, 537 nt
Organism: Chondrus crispus (carragheen)
Lineage: Eukaryota; Rhodophyta; Florideophyceae; Gigartinales; Gigartinaceae
Product: Translation initiation factor eIF1
Exons: 2
Coding region: 1-345 (114 amino acids)
Biological process (GO): translational initiation
Molecular function (GO): RNA binding; translation initiation factor activity
Source: RefSeq, a predicted model, not a curated record